GGUCCUUGAUCUGGCGUUUUUCACAAGGAUUGGCAAGAGAGUCUUGUUGGCAGUUUUUCAUGUUGACAGAUUGUGACAUACAUUGUUUUACUAUUGAACCUUAUCCUGAUCUGACUGUUUCAAAAGUCUGGCAACAUGAGAUUGUUGGCACUGAUGGUGAUUCAGGUAUCAAGAAAGAUAUAGCUAGUCAAAAGCAAAUUUGGCCUCUAGAUCUGCAGGUAGAUGAUCAGGGAUACACAAAGGAAAGAAGUAGUAUUGUGGUGAUUGGGCUUAGUAUUCACACAGCUCCUGUUGAGAUGCGUGAGAAGCUUGCUAUUCCUGAAGCUGAAUGGCCACGAGCUAUCGCUGAGUUGUGCAGUUUGAAUCAUAUCGAAGAAGCUGCUGUUCUCAGUCGCUGCAACCGAAUGGAGAUUUAUGUCUUGGCUCUCUCUCAACAUCGUGGUGUCAAAGAAGUUACUGAGUGGAUGUCUAAGACAAGUUGAAUCCCAGUUUCGGAGAUCUGUCAGCACCGUUUUCUCUUGUACAACAAGGACGUCACACAACAUAUAUUCAAAGUCUCAGCUGGUUUGGACUCCCUUGUCCUAGGAGAAGGUCAAUACUUGCACAGGUUAAACAAGUUAUUAAAGUAGGUCAAGGAGUCAAUGGAUUUGGGAGGAACAUUAGUGGGCUAUUUAAACACGCUAUCACGGUUGGGAAGCGUGU
Molecule: messenger RNA, 702 nt
Organism: Camelina sativa (false flax)
Lineage: Eukaryota; Viridiplantae; Streptophyta; Magnoliopsida; Brassicales; Brassicaceae
Source: RefSeq, a predicted model, not a curated record